Molecule: messenger RNA, 1914 nt
Organism: Closterium sp. NIES-65
Lineage: Eukaryota; Viridiplantae; Streptophyta; Zygnematophyceae; Desmidiales; Closteriaceae
Source: the annotation of a GenBank genome assembly
AUGCUGUACGCAGUGGGGCUGGGCAAGGGCGCCAUCCCAGCAGCAGCCGCGGUCAACUGGGUCCUAAAAGACGGGCUGGGCUACGCUGCAAAAGUCACGCUCUCCCAGUUCGGCCGCCAUUUCGACGUCUCCCCCAAGCGCUCGCGCCUGCUCUCCGACCUCUUUGAGAACCUCUCCGCCUCCCUCGAGCUCCUCACAGCCACCUUCCCGCAGUACUUCGUCCAGCUGGCCGCUGCAGCCGGGGCAGGGUUCUCUGCUUCCAGCCUCGUGCAGAGCGCCACGAGAAACCGGUUCUACGCCGGGCUGGCAGGCAGAAGAAAUUUCGCCGAGAAUCUCUCCGCUUCCCUCGAGCUCCUCACGGCCACCUUCCCGCAGUACUUCGUUCAGCUGGCCGCCGCUGCCGGGGCGGGGUUCUCUGCCUCGAGCCUCGUGCAGAGUGCCAUGAGAAACCGGUUUUAUGCCGGGCUGGCAGGCAGAAGAAACUUUGCCGAGGUGCUAGCACGUGCAGAGGCACAGGGCAUGGUCUUGGCGCGGGCAGAGGCACAAGGCAUGGUGAGCAAGACAUUGGGGAUGGCUCUAGGCAUCGCCAUUGCUCCUCACGUAGGCACCAGGGGUCCUCUGCUGUGGCUGAUCCACGCAUGCCCUGCUGUCCGGCCCACCCAUGUGAUUGUACUUCACUUUCUGCUCCUCCCCUUCCUCUCCCCACAGGUGCUAGCACGCGCAGAGGCACAGGGCAUGGUGAGCAAGACAUUGGGCAUGGCCCUGGGUGCUAGCACGCGCAGAGGCACAGGGCAUGAUAUUGUCCUGGCAGAGUACGUGGCCAAUGGCAGGGUGCCAGGUGUCAUCGAAGCGUCCCCUCCACCUCUCCCCGGCACAGGUAGCGAGAACUGGAUUGAGUUCGGAGUGCCCUUGGCAAGUAGGCAGCAGUGGCUCACACAGACAGACGUCUCAACACUCCCUUACUCCCAUUCCACCCGAACCCCCUCCCCUCCUCCCCUUUCCAGGCCUCUCCCCCUCCUCGUCCAGGCACAGGCAGCGUCUCCUCCACCCCUUCCCGGCACAGGGAGUGAGAACUGGAUCGAAUUUGGGGUGCCCUUGGCCGCAGUGGCGCACACAGAGCGGGAGGCUGAGACCAUGGCUGAUAUAUUCCGAGGAGAGAAGUACCUGCUUGGGCGGGACGAGCGUGUGCUGUGCUGUGAUGUGCAGUGGGAGGAGGCAGAGGCGGUGGCUGGGAUGGGAUAUGCCGAGGAGAGAAGUACCUCCUUUGACAGGACGAGCGUAGUGUUGAAGGAGGGGGCCCUCCCAAAGGACUUCCUCCGAGCGGCCCUACUAGCCGCCUACCUCCGCACGCUCUCUCCACACGUCCUCUGCCCCACCAUCCACUCUUUCUACCCACCAUCCAUGCAGGUAGUGUUGAAGGAAGGAGCAGUCCCUCGGGACUUCCUCAGAGCGGCCCUGCAAGCCGCCUACCUCCGCACUCUAUCUCCACACGUCCUCUGCCCCACCAUUCAUUCCCUCGCCCCCCAAGCGCGCACCCACGUCCAAGCCCGCGCCGCCGAGUUUUCCUCCUUGGGGAAGCAGAUCAAGGUAGUGUUGAAGGAGGGGGCACUCCCAAGGGAUUUCCUCAGAGCGGCCCUGCAAGCCGCCUACCUCCGCACCCUCUCUCCACACGUCCUCUGCCCCACCAUCCACUCUCUCGCACCCCAAGCGCGCACCCACGUCCAAGCCCGCGCAGCCGAAUUCGCUUCCUUGGGGAAGCUAGAGGUGCUGCAUGCUUCGUAUGACCGCAUGGCUGCGGGGUUUGAUGGGUUGUGUGAGGCGCUGAGAGCGAAUGGGUGGCGCUGUGACGAUGGCUUGUUGGCUCGGCCAGGAGACUGGCGACUGCUGCUGGCACCUGAGGAGAAGAGGAAAUGA